AUGCUACUGCAGGUGGCCACGGAGCUCCACCGAAAGGAUCGGCAGUUGUCCCUGGCCGAGGCGUGCACGCGAGUAGCUUUGGAAGUGAAGGACAGUGGCCAGGGACACGGCGUUUUAGCAGAUGUCUUGGCAUCGAUGGGCAAGGCAGAGGCCUCCGUCUUGGAAUCGCAAACCGCUUUGAAGAUGUUGGUCGAACAGCCAGACCUUCGAAAGGUGAUCUUCGGUAAAGCUCUGAAGAUUUGCCAAGAGUUGGACGACAAGCCUUUGACCGAAGCCUUACAUGCCUGUCAGAAGCUGGCGGAGGAGCAAUACACGGGAAGAGGAAAGACGCCUCCCUUGGUGCAAUGA
This is a messenger RNA of Cladocopium goreaui, 348 nucleotides long. NCBI's taxonomy places the organism in Eukaryota, Dinophyceae, Suessiales, Symbiodiniaceae. The record is from the annotation of a GenBank genome assembly.